Messenger RNA from Soboliphyme baturini, 348 nucleotides. The record is from the annotation of a GenBank genome assembly. Lineage: Eukaryota; Metazoa; Nematoda; Enoplea; Dioctophymatida; Soboliphymatidae.
AUGGAAAAAGAAGCAGUUGCAUCGAACUACCUUCAAGCAGAAGCACAGAAAGUGUUCUCCAGACUGGUUGAAAGACCAACCAGCUGCUGGCAAUGGAAGAAUAAACUGACCAUUUCCAACCUGCCGAAACUCCAGGCGCCUGCCUCGCCACUUAACGGCUGGUCGUUAUGGUACGCCGGUGGCGGUUUUUGCCAGUCAUCACUGAACGAAAACAAUAGCAUUUACGCAUUUCCUCUUCUAGUGCCUGAAUUUACGAGGACAACGACCAUCUGCGAUGACUCGCCUAACUGCAGUCAUGUGCUAUAUGCCGACGAGCGACGUCGAUACGGUCGUCAAAGCGAACUAUAG